UUUACUUUCUUCGUAAUCAAUUUCAAAAAAGAUUAUAUUUAGUUAAAUCAUAUUUAGGCAUUGGGCUCCAAUGGUGCAGAGUGGUUUUAAGAGGAGUAUAUAGUUAAAGAGAGGUUUUCAGCAGAAGACUUUGUUUUUGUUGAAGCUGCGCAGGAUUGUGGGUAUGCGAGCAAGAGAAAGAAUGCUGAUGGAUUAUUGUUCUGCAACAACUUAAUAGUAACUGGUAACACAAGAAUAUUGAGCAUGCUAUUUUCAGUGGAUACCUUGGAUUAUUGAGCGUGCUAUUUUGAGGUAGAUGGUGAAUUAUAAUUUAUUGAGUUCAUUUUAUAUCAAUGGAAGCCAAAUUCUUUCGUUUUUUGAAAAUUGUUGGAGUUGGCUACAAAGCCAGGACUGAGGAGGAAGGCCGUAAGCUAUUUCUAAGGUUAGGAUAUAGUCAUGAGGUUGAACUCGAUGUUCCACCUAGUGUUCGUGCCUUUUGCUUCAAGCCCAACAUAAUCUGUUGCACAGGAUUAGAUCUGCAAAGGGUUAGUCAGUUUGCUGCUACUGUUAGAGCUUGUAAGCCUCCAGAAGUUUACAAAGGAAAAGGUAUACUCUACAUGGAUGAAACUAUUAAGAAAAAGGAAGGGAAGAAGAAGGCAAAGUAAUUUGUUCAGUGGCAUAUCAAAAUUUGGAAUUGGAACAUUUUGGGGGAGUUCAGAAUAGAUGGUUGUCUAUUCUUGAGAAUAUUGUUUGGAUGUGAAGGCGGAGUUAUAUUGAAAGAUUUCAUUUGGAUCUCACAUAUCCAAUGAGUUAUUUUGAGGAUUAAUAAAAGACAUAAAUUCACACUAAUGCCAUUUUAGUUUAAAUAAAAAUGUUGUCUGAUUAAGAAUA
Messenger RNA from Cryptomeria japonica (Japanese cedar), 870 nucleotides. Its product is annotated as large ribosomal subunit protein uL6m. Gene Ontology annotation, cellular component: ribosome. Gene Ontology annotation, biological process: translation. The record is from RefSeq and is a predicted model, not a curated record. The transcript has 2 exons. Gene Ontology annotation, molecular function: structural constituent of ribosome; rRNA binding. NCBI's taxonomy places the organism in Eukaryota, Viridiplantae, Streptophyta, Pinopsida, Cupressales, Cupressaceae. Bases 333 to 644 code for a protein of 103 amino acids.